ACCGUUCACGCUCGCAUGUGAUCAUAUCAAUGUGUGCAGUACACACCCACACAUUGGAAAUUUCGACUGUCAUGUAUAACAGCAAAAUAAUGAGCCACUCACUCGAUUAUUUGAAUUUGUUUCCGGGUUUUCAAACAAGCCCCGCCCCCUGCUCAAUAAGGGACCGAGAAGCAGGGGUAUAAGGUACCCUUCCCCCUUACCCUCGUGCACUGUUGCCGCCGACUCUCGUCAACGUUCAACCCUCCGUCUCUCCACACUAUCAAUAUGUCCACCAAAAGAGUGUUCAAAGUUGGAUCAAGAGAGAGCAAACUUGCCCUUAUUCAAUCCAACUACUUGGUAUCGAAACUUCAGGAGAUACGCCCGGAUGUACAAUUUGAAACAGUUACCAUGACAACUCCCGGAGAUAGGGAUUUGAGUCAGUCCAUAACUAAGAUUGGAGAAUCUGCACUUUGGACACUAGAGCUAGAGAACUCCCUGAAGAGCGGCAGUGUAGAUCUGAUUGUCCACUCUCUGAAGGACGUGUCCACCUCUCUGCCAGAUGACCUCGUGCUUGGCAGUAUUCUUGAGAGAGCAAAUCCGUGUGAUGCAAUAGUGAUGAGCCCCAAAAAUCAUGGCCAUACCCUUGCAACUUUGCCAAAUGGAAGUAUUAUUGGAACAAGCUCCCUGAGACGUGCGGCCCAGAUCAGGAGGAGUUACCCACACUUACAGAUAUACGACAUUCGCGGCAACAUAGACGGUCGUAUUAAGAAGUUGGACGAGAGCGGUCAGUAUGAUGGACUAUGUCUGGCAGCCGCGGCACUUGAAAGGAUGGGCGUGGAGUACGAGAAGCGAACAUCACAGAUCUUGACCCCUGAGGAUUGCCUGUACGCUGUAAGUCAGGCCGCACUAGCCGUAGAGUGUCGAUCAAACGAUGAAGAAGUGUUAAAUUUACUUGGCAACCUUCAUCAUAAAGACACGGCGAUUCGGGUAGUGGCAGAGAGGGCAUACCAAAAGAGAUUGAAAGCCGGCUGCAGCGAACCAGUGGGUGCCCAUUCCAUUCUGAAGAACGGUGUUCUCACACUGAAAGGGGCGGUGUUUACUGCCGACGGCAAGGAGGCCAUCUUUGAUGAGGAGACCAUAACGCUCCCGAAUGGAUUGAAGGGCGCCACUGAGGAGCUGAGGUCAGGCUUGAAGCAGUACUCAUGUAUUGUUCCCGGGAGAGGCAACGAGCCGCGCGCGUUUCAGGCUGCCGAGACGUUAGGCACAGAUUUAGCUGAUAGGAUGAUUAAGAACGGUGCUGAAGAUAUUCUAAUUACAGUACGGAAACAGAUCGCGGCCCAAGGCGCAGGCGGGAUAUAGUUACUCAUGUUACUUGUGCAGGUUGAAACACGUAAUUCACCAAAUAAUAGUUCAUUCGGGCUAACAAAUGUAGAGAGUAGAGAUAUUUACCAAAACAAAACAAACCUUGUGUAAAGUAUUACUAAUAUUUCUUUGGUGUCCACUGUCUUUUCAGCAACCGUAUGUGCUUGUACCGAUGUUGACGGUCUUAUGUAAAUGUGAAGUUUUGCGUUAUGGUUUGUAGCUAUGAUAGUACAUUGUGUUACGCACCCUUUUCUUGGGGAAAUAUGGAAUCAGCGCUCAAGAGGUUUGAAAUCCACUCGUCCCGUUUGGGCGCUAACGAAAACAUACUGUGGGUCCUAUAAUAGUACAGACAGAAUGAGUCACAUCGCAUAUCGUAACAGCCCCUGGUCUUAACAACGGUACGAUGUUUGUUAUGAUAACUGUCUGUCUGUACGAGUAUGUCUGGCUGUCUUUAGCCGUGGGAAGUAUGACAGUGUCCUAUGGACCACAUUCUGUGGGAAUGUUGGUUGCCGAACUCCAUCCCAGUCACAUGGCUCUGGUCUGUAAAUAAUCGAGUCUGACCCUGACAGUUUAAAA
Molecule: messenger RNA, 1917 nt
Organism: Haliotis rubra (blacklip abalone)
Lineage: Eukaryota; Metazoa; Mollusca; Gastropoda; Lepetellida; Haliotidae
Product: porphobilinogen deaminase-like
Exons: 11
Coding region: 265-1338 (357 amino acids)
Biological process (GO): heme biosynthetic process
Cellular component (GO): cytoplasm
Molecular function (GO): hydroxymethylbilane synthase activity
Source: RefSeq, a predicted model, not a curated record